UGAUAGGGGUUGAAGGUAUUUGAGGGGCAUUCUUUAGGAUUCUCCAGUUUGGGGCUAGGAGGGUUAAUUCUUUGAAUGGAUAGAGUUGUUGAGGUAGAUCCGAGGAAUGAGGAGAAGAAAGAAAAUGGGAUAUAAGAACAGUUUGAUUGUAGGAAGGAGGUAAGAGGGCAAAAUGUCUUAAGUUUCUGGGAUGACUUUUUUCAGUCUCAGUUUCUUAUUAAAAAAAAAUUGAAAGUCUAUUUCUGUAAUUAUUUGUUUUCUUUUAUCCAUAUCCCCAUCUCCUCUUUUAAUUCUGCAAAUAAAUGGUUAAUUUAUUGGACAUUGUGUACCCACACAAUAUGUGUCUAUUGCUUGCUCUCUGCAUCCAGUUCUCAGUUAUCCCUGAUUUUGCCCCCACAGCAGGGACUUUUAGAGUGUAAGAUCUAAGUUCUCUCUGUAUAGUGUCUGGCUCUGCCUGUUUUUCUAUGCCUCUCAACAUGCUUGUCAAUUUUUCAACUAGAUCCAGUCUCUGAUCUUUGUUUCUGCUGCUCUCUAUUAAGGAUUAAGUUUUAUCUGUGUUAUGUUUUUUCCCUUUAUAUUUUUAAAACUGAAGAGGGAAAUGUAAAAGCUGAGACUUGGAGAAGAGCAAAGAAAGAUGCAAAAAGGAGGCAAGCGACUGGGAGAGAUGUAGAAAAAAGAAGACACACCAACGAAGCCGCUGAGAUGAAGUCUGGACAAAGGGAGAGGGAGGGAGAAAAAAGAAUCUGGGGCGGAGCUGAACAGGGAGAAAGUUCUGAAGAAAAAAUUGAGUUCCAAGGAAGCAAGCUGUGGCUGGGGUGAGAAGUGAAGAGGGUCUUAGCUGCCCACUCCACACCCCUAGAACCAUUUUGACGAUGCGUCUCUGGCUCUGGGGGUCCAAGAGCCUCUGGGUUGCUUUGAUAGUCUUCAUGACCAUUGGAUUAGCACUCCAGAUUUGGCAAUGGCCUUUCCAGAUGAGGCCUCCUGGGCUAUAUUUUCAACAACUGUGGGCCUCUACCUCUGGCUCUUUGGUCUCCUCCUGUAAUCCUCAGAAGCACAUUGUAUUCCUGAAGACUCAUAAAUCUGGGAGCAGUUCUGUACUAAGCCUUCUCCAUCAGUAUGGGGAUCGACAUAGCCUACAGUUUGCUCUCCCUAUCCGAUACCAGUUUGGAUACCCAAAGUUCUUCCAAGCUACUUCAGUCAAAGGUUACCUCCCCCAUGGUGGGGGACCCCAGCCUACUUUCCACAUCCUUUGUCACCACAUGAGGUUCAACCUACCAGAGGUACUCCGGGUUAUGCCCCCUGAUAGUUUCUUCUUCUCCAUUGUCCGAGAUCCUGCAGCACUGGCAAUUUCUGCCUUCUCCUACUACAAAUCUGUAUCAUCUGCUUUCCGUGCAGCACCAUCUUUGGCAGCUUUCCUAGCUUCGCCACGAGCAUUCUACCGGCCAGGGGGCCGUGGGGACCACUAUGCCCGGAACUUACUCUGGUUUGAUUUUGGCCUUCCUCUCCCCCAGGAAAUAAGGGCAUUGAAGAGGUAUCCUAAACCCUUCAAAAAAACCCAGUCCUCAGAUAUACAUAUUUGGCCAUCUAACUCUGCAUCCCAGCCCUCAAAACUUGAUCCCAACUCCCUCUUCAAACUUCCUCAUCCUACAUCCCACAUCCAAUUAGCUGACCACUCCUUGUCCCUCAGUCCUGCUUCUAUACCAGAUUCACUAUCUUCAUCCUUCAUCCAAUGGGCUCUAGCCUGGCUAGACUCAAUCUUUGACCUGGUCUUGGUGGCAGAAUACUUUGAUGAGUCACUGGUGCUUCUGGCAGAUGCCCUGUGCUGGGGCCUGGAUGAUGUCGUAGGCUUUGUACAUAAUGCCCAGGCAACUAGUAUGAAGAGUGUCAAAGGUCAUAAAGGAAUCAAAGAUCAUGGUGGAAUCAUGGAUAAACAAUUAGCUAAUAGGGCUAGAGCUUGGAAUAACCUAGACUGGGCUCUCUAUGUCCACUUCAAUCACAGCCUAUGGAACCGUGCAGACCGUUAUGGGAGGGUGAGGCUUGCUUCAGCAGUAGCCAAACUUCGAGCCCGAAGGUCAGCAUUGGCUUCUCACUGCCUUUUGGGGGGAGGAGCUGUGGAUCCUGGUCAAAUAGCUAACCUCCAGCUUCGUCCUUUCCAGUUUGGGGCCCGAGGGGUUCAGGGAUAUGUACUGAAAAAGGGGCUGAGCCCCCAAGACCAUGAAGAGUGUGAGCGCCUUGCUACUCCAGAGUUGCAAUAUAAAGACAAGCUAGAUGCCAAGCAGUUCCCCAAAGCUGCUUGGUCACCCUCCUACCCUUCUAAUGCCAUAAACCCAUGCCCCAAGGGCAACUGAGAUUAGAAAGGAGACAAAGAAUCAAAUAAUAAAAGUAUUGGGUUGCCAAAGAGGACAAGGAACAGGACAAUUUGCUGCUGUAAAUCCUGCAGUUCCUUGAGAGCAGAUAUCAAACAGGGCCACACUGCCUCCAAGGCGCCAACUCUUCCCCAUUCCCCUUAAACUCCCAAGUAUCUAUUCCUUAUCAAUCACUUCUUGCAUCUUUUUCAAGCCUUAUGGUAAGUUCCAUGUAACAACUCUCAACUCCCUAGAAGGGUCAAAAGGUUAAAAGUGGUGAAAUAAAAAACUCGGAAAUUUACCUUUAAUGCUUAAGUGCUGAUUCAUGCUGAAAUUUUGAAGAUG
Sarcophilus harrisii (Tasmanian devil) is the source of this 2690-nucleotide messenger RNA. It is a transcript of the gene GAL3ST4, whose product is annotated as galactose-3-O-sulfotransferase 4. Bases 873 to 2348 code for a protein of 491 amino acids. Gene Ontology annotation, molecular function: galactosylceramide sulfotransferase activity. Lineage: Eukaryota; Metazoa; Chordata; Mammalia; Dasyuromorphia; Dasyuridae. The record is from RefSeq and is a predicted model, not a curated record. The transcript is spliced from 4 exons. Gene Ontology annotation, biological process: glycolipid biosynthetic process. Gene Ontology annotation, cellular component: membrane.